Messenger RNA from Hyposmocoma kahamanoa, 1803 nucleotides. RefSeq names its product membrane-bound alkaline phosphatase-like. Gene Ontology annotation, molecular function: alkaline phosphatase activity. The record is from RefSeq and is a predicted model, not a curated record. Gene Ontology annotation, biological process: dephosphorylation. NCBI's taxonomy places the organism in Eukaryota, Metazoa, Arthropoda, Insecta, Lepidoptera, Cosmopterigidae. Bases 7 to 1632 code for a protein of 541 amino acids. The transcript is spliced from 5 exons.
UUUAACAUGAGGACCGUCUGGUGCGCGAUAGUUGUGUUGGUGGUAGCAGUCGCGAUUGGCGCGGAUCACUACCAUCCAGACGUUAAAUUUAACCCCAAACCAACCGACAACAAUGCUACAGAACAAAACCCGGACUACUGGAGAAAUGAAGCAAAAGAAGGCAUCGAAAAACGACUGCGACGAUUACAAAAUAAGAACAUAGCUCGCAAUGUGAUCAUGUUCCUAGGCGACGGUCUCUCCGUGCCCACACUAGCCGCUGCAAGGAUUUUAAAAGGACAGCGCGCAAACCACACUGGUGAAGAAACAGAAAUGUUUUUCGAAACAUUUCCCACUGUCGGUCUGUCCAAAACAUACUGCCUGGAUGCUCAAAUCGCGGAUUCUGCGUGCACAGCCACUGCUUACCUGACUGGAGUAAAGAACAAUUAUGGCGCUAUCGGAGUCACGGGUGCUGUCAAAAGAUACGACUGCGAGGCUUCUACGGAUCCUUCUACCCAUUUGGAUUCGAUUGCCGCAUGGGCUCUUGCUGAAGGAAAAGACGCUGGCAUCGUGACAACGACGCGAAUUACUCACGCGUCCCCAUCUGGAGCAUAUGCUAGGGUAGCCAACCGAGGCUGGGAAAACGAUGGAGCUGUUAUCGACAGAGGAUUCGAUCCUAAAAUGUGUCCUGACAUCGCUCAUCAGCUCAUACACACUGACCCUGGAAAACAAUUCAAGGUCAUUUUGGGAGGUGGAAGGAGAGAGUUUUUGCCACAAAACUUCACCGAUGAAGAAGGUUUCAAUGGGCUUAGGAGGGACAAUCGAAAUCUCAUCGAAGAAUGGGCAGCUGACAAAGCAGCAAAGAACGUGAAUCAUCGCUACGUAUGGGACCGUUCUCAGUUAAUGAAUCUGCGUGACAAUCCACCGGAAUACAUACUAGGCUUAUUUGAAUCCAGUCACAUGCAAUAUCACAUGGAACGAAAUAGACAAACAGAGCCAACACUAGCAGAACUUACAGAAGUGGCAAUUAACUCCUUGAAACGCAAUGAAAAAGGCUUCUUUUUGUUUGUAGAAAGUGGUCGUAUCGAUCACGCACACCACGACAAUUAUGUGCAACUGUCUCUAGACGAGACUCUGGAAUUUGACAUUGCGAUAAAAAAGGCAGUGGAAAUGCUCGGGGAGGAAGAUACAUUGAUGGUGGUAACCGCUGAUCACUCGCACGUAAUGGCCUUCAACGGAUAUUCGGUUCGAGGACAUGAUAUCCUGGGUGCAGCUGAAGAAUAUGGACAUGACGAUAUACCCUUUCAAACUAUCUCAUACACUAACGGACCCGGGUACCGGAAGCCCGUAAACAACACUAGAGUUGAUGUCACAACCGAAGAAAACUACAAGGACUUAAGGUGGAUGACCCAUGCGGAAGUGUACAGGGAUAUAGAAACUCACGGUGGUGAUGAUGUAGCGGUAUUCGCCACAGGACCCUAUCACCACAUGUUCACUGGAUUAUACGAGCAAAGUCAGAUUCCCAUGAUCAUGGCGUACGCUGCAUGUAUCGGGCCAGGCCUGCAUGCUUGCAACAGCGCUGUUCUGAACCAUCUGCUGUCUUUGCCAAUCUACAUAAUAGCAUUCUUUGUAUUGUUACGCGGUUUCCAGCAUUAAAUGAAAUGUAAGGUUGUAGUUUAUCAGAGUCAAAAGAUACUCGCCGUAUCCGUUACCGAUGGGCUUAAUCGUAUUACAUGGCAAUUAAAAAACUAAAACCUUAGAGUUGUCGAAGUCGGAAUUAAUGUUAAUUAUGAAUAGGAUUAAAAUAAAGAAUAUUAACAAAGAUUU